AUGACUUCUCUGUCGACCCAAGGCGUGUAUUUUCGCCUAUACCACAUAUUGGAGGAAAAGACACGUCACAGGCCGUCAUGGAUCGAACAGGCCAAUUACACUGCUUGGCUGCUCUGUCUAGUCGUGGCCUACGCGACGUGGAAAAUCGCCUAUGCACGGCUCCUAUCUCCAUUGAGACAUAUUCCGGGCCCCAUGGCCUCGCGACUUACGUCCAAGAGGGGAACCUGGGCCGUUAUCACGGGCAAAGCUUCAGACAUUGCCUUGGCCGACUACAACGCGUAUGGCGAUGUAUACGUGGCCAAGCCAAACGCCGUCUUCCUCUGCGACCCGGAAGAUGCCCGCAACGUCCUGUCGGUGGGCGAGUUUCGGAAAACAGACAUGUAUCGCAUCUUUGAGUACGAGGGGGUGCCCAACGUGUCGACAUUCACGGAUCCCGUCGAGGCGAACCGUAGACGCCGCCAGCUUCAUCCGUUUUUCAACUACGGAUAUUUGGCCAAGGUGGAGCACAAGAUUCUCGAAAAGGGGUUUCUGGCACUCAGGGAGCGAUGGAACAAGGCCAUAGACAAGGCCGCAGCCGAGGCAGGCCAUGCCGACACCACCGUCGUCAAUUAUCGCAUCGACACGCAGCUGGCCAUGUUUGACAUCACCGGCGUGCUCGUCUUCGGGAGAGACUUUCACGCGUUGCGUGACACAAAUCUGGACUACACAAGCUGGGUAAACAAUACGCUCACCUACAUGCUGCUGAACCACUACUUCCCGGUCCUGAAGCGCUGGCCCUUUUCCGGCCUCACCCGGCGCCUGAAGAAGUCGUACGACGAUCUCGCCCGGUUUAGUCGGGACUCGAUUACCAUACGCAAGCAACUUCUCGACAGAGGCGACAAGAAGCCCGUCGACUUGCUGCAAGCCUUGUUAGACUCGGUAGAGCCCGACUCUAAAAUCCGCAUGACAAGUCGCGAGGUGCAGACGGAGAGCAUCAGCAUGCUCGUGGGAGGAUCCGAGUCCACAUCGUCCGUCAUUUCAUGGGUCAUUCACUUUCUACUGCUGUACCCCAACUACUUCACCAGAGUCGUCAACGAGGUCCGCAGUGAGUUCCCCCCGGACCACGUUAUUACGCAGGCCGAGAGUCGCGCAAAACUGCCCUUCCUCGAGGCAUGCAUCUACGAGACGCUGCGCUGCAUACCGACCGCAAGCACAUCCUUCCCACGCAUCUCCCAUCAACGGGGCAUCACUGUCAAGGGCCAUUACAUCCCCCCCGGGACGGAAAUCGUGACCAACAAGUGCGCAGCCCAUGUGCAUCGCGAGACCUGGGAGGACCCCUUUGAUUUCAAGCCUGAUCGCUUCAUCGGCGGCAACAACGACAGCGCCGAGGCCAAGCGCAACAUGCUCUCCUUUGCGUACGGCACCAGAGUUUGCAUUGGCAAGAAUCUCGCCUGGGUGGUCAUGAUGGUCACGCUGGCCAACUUGUUUAAUACGUACGACAUUUCUAUUCCGGACGAUAGCAUCUUCCGACCGGAGAAUGUAGAUGCGGAUGGUCGUCCCAAGAUCAUGCCUACAAAGCUGGGUGUGGCUACGAUGCCGGCCAAUCCAGACAGGGACUGUCGCAUGGUGAUUAAGAAGAGAGCGAGUGCCUAG
Molecule: messenger RNA, 1632 nt
Organism: Metarhizium brunneum ARSEF 3297
Lineage: Eukaryota; Fungi; Ascomycota; Sordariomycetes; Hypocreales; Clavicipitaceae
Gene: helB3
Product: Cytochrome P450 monooxygenase helB3
Molecular function (GO): heme binding; monooxygenase activity; iron ion binding
Source: RefSeq, a predicted model, not a curated record